Molecule: messenger RNA, 3696 nt
Organism: Trichoplax adhaerens
Lineage: Eukaryota; Metazoa; Placozoa; Uniplacotomia; Trichoplacea; Trichoplacidae
Exons: 13
Coding region: 1-3696 (1231 amino acids)
Biological process (GO): regulation of transcription by RNA polymerase II
Cellular component (GO): nucleus
Molecular function (GO): DNA-binding transcription factor activity, RNA polymerase II-specific; RNA polymerase II transcription regulatory region sequence-specific DNA binding
Source: RefSeq, a predicted model, not a curated record
AUGAGUCGUAGUCAAGGGCAUUUACUGCAUCAUCGUCAUGGUGGCGGAUAUCGUAUAUUUUCGUCAACCUCGGAUAGGAUAGAACCUCAAUGUGAUACAGCUAGAGCAAAUGGGUCAUCACAUGAGAAUAGUAUUUCUACUGUCAAUGGCCAAGAUGGUCACAUAAAAGAUGAAGUAAAUAAAGCUGGAAGUAGAAAUCUUCCUAGCUCAAGGCCAACAACAAUACAACAUCAGAUACAUCCCGAUCAUCAAAUUACUAGUAAUACUGACGAUACAAUUGCAAAUGGUAACUGCAAAGAGCACCAGGCUAACUUUACACAGGAGCGAGCGCCAUUUUAUGAUUCUGAAAACAAAGGUAGAUCAGGCAGUAAGAAUCAAUUGGCGUUACCGCGAGAACUAUAUAAAGCAGAAAGUAUUUCGCCUACACGUAGUAUAACACCUGGGGGUGAUUCAGGCAUUGAAAAGACGCCUACAAUUGCGUCACCUAAACGUGUUAGAUAUUCGCCAUCACCGUUGGCCGAUAGAAUGCCACAAUCUAAAUCGAUACAACUUUCACAGCGAGGUAAUAAACGACAUCAACGCUGCUUCAGUGAAAAAACUAGCUAUAAUAAUACUUUAACUUCAAGUUUGAAGAAAAGUAGAGUCAUAUCACCAUCUUCAUCGUUACGCCGUGAUAAUGCCUUAAGUGGACAAAAGGUGCUUGCUCGACGUGAUCGUUAUUACUACAUGGCUACCGUAAAAGAAAGUUACAGCGACCGUAUUGGAAUGAAAGAGGUCGUAACAGUGAUAUUUGAUCAUAAUCAGUUAGAAACUACUUUUCUCGAUCCUUGGAAAGGGAAAAAAAUUGAUUUAAUAUCAAGCUCAGUGCCUUCUGUUGAUUUUGUUAAUGUCGAUAGCCGUGUCUGUAUUCAGCCAAUUGAAGAUCGCUGUGUUAUUACGCCAAGUCCUACUCAUACUAAUGAUGAUGCUGAUUUGAGUGGCAGUAAUGGAAGCAUUACUGGUGGCAGUCGGCUGAAUAAGCGAGCUCAAUCUACUGGUGGGGUCCAAUAUAAAAAAGGGGAUGUCGUCAUUACGCCUAUGGGUGUCAGAAAAAAAUUCAAUGGCAAGCAAUGGCGACGACUAUGUUCGAAAGAAGGUUGCUAUAAAGAAUCGCAACGUCGUGGUUAUUGUUCAAGGCACUUGACGCAGCAUGGUGAUAGCAUUAAAGGUGCAUCAAAGAAAGAUCUUUUUAGUGAUUCUACUCAACGUCCUUCAUCAGCUAACGAUGGCAAUUCGAUUACUGAUGCAAGCAGUACUGGCGAUCGGGCAGCUAGUGAUGAUGAUUUUAGCGAAAUGAACGAUACCGAAGCUGCUAGUUUGUUAUUAUCAUUAAGUAAUUCUCGUUGUACAACACCUUUUGAAUCACCGCUAUCGUCGGCUAAAUCGACAUCUCAUUUUCCUUUUCCACCUUCAACUAGUAACAACUCUAAUAGCAUUAAUUAUGAUAGAAAUAACAGUACAUCAAGACCAUCAUCUGCUGUUGAAUUAUUAACACCGCCACCCUCAGCUGGUCAACGAAUUACAUUAUCCGCUCCAACAACACCGAUAGCUACAAUUAAUUCUAGCAAAAGUGAAUUAAGCAAUUCAUCGUUGCUAAAUCAAAAUCGCCAUGAAAAGAGACAAUUUUAUCGACCCGUAAAUCAAUCGCCCCUUCCCGAUCAUCAAGAUAAUAUCAAAGAUCAUCAAGUUGUUUAUAAAGUUAAUUACAAUUCGAACGCAUCCUCUCCGCGUGGUAAAAAGAGGAAAUGUGAUGAAGAUGGGAAGAAUGUAAUAACCAAUUCACGACAUGGCACUCCAUCAACGGUAUCCGCAAGCCAAUCCAUAAAUAAAGAUGUUAAUUAUAUUCGCAUUGGGCGAUAUUCUAGUAAUCCUCAGGAACAUUCGGAAGAGCAUAUUUCACAAUCUAAUACUGUAAAUUUUCGUCAAUUCUGCAAUAAGGAACAUCCGAAAACUACUCAACAAUCUAUAGCUGUGGUGGAUAGUAAACUUACUAAUGAUACUCAAACUAGUUUACCUACUGUGGAAGACUCUUCGAAAGAACAUAGGAUAAGUGUUAGUCAUAAUCCACCUGAAAGAUCCAUGAAAGCAACUACUGAGUCUUCUGUUAGCACUGACCAUGGAAAUAAUUACUCACGUAAUGUAGUACCCACUUCUUAUGACAAGGAAGGUACUGCUUCGAAAGAUGUCAUAGCUACUUUAAAGAACCUCUUAACAAGGCCAUCCAGAAAUUCAUUAUCUCGCAAAAAGAAUUCUGACGUUGAUUUCAAUGGUCAAGUUAAAGUUGCUCCAAAGCAGCUUCAUAUUCAGCACCAUGGUUUACAUCAUGAUAAAGAAUCAGCAUUUACAAAAUUAGGACAAAUAAGCACCGAUAACAUUCCUUCGAAGAAUUCAUCGUCUGUCACUCGUCAGCCUUCAAAAGUAGUUAACGAACCGACACCUGAGAAUGGUAAGAAUAGCAAUAACCAUGGCGAUAAUGUAUCACGCACGGUGGAAACUCAGACAUGCGAUGAAGACUUUACUUUAUCCUGUAAAAGUCAAGAUGUUGCCAAAAUUCGUGAAAUUUCCGAGCAUCAUAGCGAAGAAAAAACUCAUAAAGAAUUAUUUGAAAUUGACUUGAAAUGUUCCGAACAUGAAGAUGACGACGAAGAUGACGAAGUCGGUGAUAUUAUGGAAGGCAAAACUAACAAUCAUCGCUCAGCGAUGCAAUCUGAGUUCAUUCCCAUAAAUGUUUGUCGUGAUGAUAACGAAAAUCGCAGUAGCAAUGCGGUUUCUGUUGCUGCUAUAGCGGUACGCCCAAAAGUGGCUGAAAAAACGAUUUCAAGCGAAGAGCAUCAUACUGUUAUAUCACAAAUGCAAACGCCUACGUCAUCACAACAAGCCAAUAGCGAUAUAUCUAAAGCUAAUUCUAAAUCUCCUUCUUGCGAAACUAAAGAUGCUUCACGUAGCAAAGAAGGAAAGUCCAGUGCAUCUAAUUCCAGUUCUGAUAUAAGACCUAAAGUUGCUACGGCACCAACUAACCCGGAGCAAGGAAGUGCAUUAUCAGCAUAUUCUUACUUCUAUAAUGGCCAGCCAGUUGUGAAUCCGUCUUGUCAGAAUAAAUUGAUAGAUUGUAGAAUACCAGGGGGUAAUUUAGCCACUAUUAUGCCAUCAUGCAAUCAAGUUGGUCAUGGUUGGGAAAAUAGUGCUAUACCUAGUGUAAUGCUAGGCCAGCAAUUUCCGUUCGCUAAUGCAGAGUUUCUGAAACACGCGACUCUCCCUGUCCACUUACCUGUCAACCAACAGCUAUGUCAACUUCCUGGCUAUGUGUUGCCAACUUUUACGGGUAGCACACCAUAUUUGGCAUCGAUGGAUGCUGAUAAAUUGGACUAUAGUAAAUUAUUAAAGGCUUCUGAUGGUCAAUAUACUCUGAAUCUGCAGCCAAACGGUUUAGUUGCAACAACACCAACCGUAAGCAGUCCAGAUUGUAAUACUUACAAUCGCCUUUAUAGAGCCCCGUCAUGUUAUUCCUCAGGUGUCAGAGAAUCUCCAGACGCAAAUAUAUGGCCUGGGGACAGGAUUUCACAAAAUCGUUCAUCUCGAAGUUCUAAUCAAGAUGAGAAAGUAGGUCAUCGAAAGACGGAAAAAAGUAGGAGCAUCCCAGAAUCUAAAAGUCGUUGA